Sinocyclocheilus rhinocerous is the source of this 325-nucleotide messenger RNA. RefSeq names its product U7 snRNA-associated Sm-like protein LSm10. NCBI's taxonomy places the organism in Eukaryota, Metazoa, Chordata, Actinopteri, Cypriniformes, Cyprinidae. Gene Ontology annotation, biological process: mRNA 3'-end processing by stem-loop binding and cleavage. Gene Ontology annotation, cellular component: nuclear body; cytoplasmic U snRNP body. The record is from RefSeq and is a predicted model, not a curated record. The transcript is spliced from 2 exons. Gene Ontology annotation, molecular function: U7 snRNA binding; histone pre-mRNA DCP binding. The coding region runs from base 26 to 325 and encodes 99 amino acids.
CUCAGUAAGGACGUUAAAGGUGAACAUGGACGUGAGCCAUUCCAUUCGUGAGCGCACCAUCGCCGAGAACAGUCUGGUGAUUCUCCUGCAGGGUCUGCAUGGCCAGGUGACCACCGUUGACCUGCGAGACGAGAGCACGGCGAGGGGACGUGUUAUUAACGUGGACGCUUUCAUGAACAUCCGGCUGGAGAAGGUUCUGUACAGGGACAGACGUGGACGCGUGUCCAGUAUGGACGACUUGUUCAUCACGGGCCGAAACGUGCGUUAUGUCCACAUCCCAGACCACAUGAACAUUAUAGAGACAAUAGAGACCCAACUUGCAUAA